CUGCAGCUGCUGUUUGCCGUGUUUGCAGUCGGGUUCCGCUUAGUCAUGCUGCUUCCCAUCGGCAUCUCGGCAUCACACACUACGACUCCAUCGUCCCCCAACUGAAGAAUGGCGAGUUGGGAACAGCCAAGACGACGCCUGGGUCAACUGCUAUGCUGAACCUCCCGCAAGCUGACCUAAAAUAGUAAGCAGUGUCUGUGACGACUAUGGCAACAACGACCGACUUGGUUCUGCCAUUGCGACUUCCUCAAUGGUUGUUGCAACAACGAGACUUAGGAAAUGGCAAUCUUUGGUGAGCUCAGGCCGUCUGCCCGAGGUUUCGAUUUUCAAUUCACUCUCACCUUCACCCCGCCGACCAAUGAGUCUUUCCUCAGCGUUACAAAUUCUCGCUGUCAGCUUUUUCAAUAUCCGCCCACCUCCCCUAAACUCUAUCCGAGAUGGAGUAUAAGACCCCCGUUCCACCACAAGCCAGCUAUGGGGAACCCGCGAGUAAUCAGCAGGCCCAAUUUGCGAUCGAGCCUUGCGCUGCUAUACUCCGCCAUGAUGGUAAUGUCCGGUCAGGCAUGUUUCAUCUACUCAAAUGCGGCCAUAUCGUCGCUAUUGAUGGAGGGGAUACACGCUGCGGCAUCAAUUGUCAAGAGACCGCCAACAGCGCCCAAAGCUCUACCUUUCUGACGACCCGAGACCUCCUGUAUUUGCCCGAGGUGCAGCGCCCUGAUUUCCUUUACUGCGAGGUUUGUCAAGGCAUACCUUGGGACAACUACAGAAGAAUGCAACCACCUUCCGACGACCUCCCACGUAGUACCAUACCCAUGCCCCGGCGCUGUAUCGGUCUUACACGUGGGGAGAUAGUAGCGGCUAUUCGAGUUCCGCACGUUGGCGUUGGGGCCUUGUUGGCUAGCCCAUUCCCUAGUUCCAACUGCUACGCACACAAUCUGUGCUGUGGCCACAGGGUCUGGUGCGCAUAUUCACGAAACUGUGCUCGCAAUUGCAACGAUGACUGGCCUUGUAACGAAGAUGGCGUUCGACGCCUCUUGAUGAAGCAGGCUGACAUCAUUUUUUGUGAGGAAUGCGUCUUCAGAGCAGAACGGGUCCAUGCGAAGUGGGAGGCGGCGGCGGCGGCGGCGAUGGGAGCGUCGUUGGAUCUCACGUUAGGUCAUCAACCGCAUGGUUGAGACGACUUGUAGCCUGAAGUUCUUACGGUAAAGUAAAUUUUCAUCACAUUGCCCAGCGGCUCCCGAGCUUUCAUGUCAUGAAUUUCUCCAGA
This is a messenger RNA of Alternaria alternata, 1267 nucleotides long. RefSeq lists its product as hypothetical. The transcript is spliced from 3 exons. Bases 438 to 1175 code for a protein of 245 amino acids. NCBI's taxonomy places the organism in Eukaryota, Fungi, Ascomycota, Dothideomycetes, Pleosporales, Pleosporaceae. The record is from RefSeq and is a predicted model, not a curated record.